This is a messenger RNA of Symbiodinium necroappetens, 186 nucleotides long. The record is from the annotation of a GenBank genome assembly. Lineage: Eukaryota; Dinophyceae; Suessiales; Symbiodiniaceae.
AUGAAGUUCGAGGAUCUCCAGCAGGGCUUCAAGUGCCCUCAGUGCGCCGCGCCGCGCCGGCGCUUCGCGCGGAAGCUCGGCGACAAAAUCGGCACGACCCUGGACGGUGGCGACACGCCCAUCAUCAUUUUCACAGCAGUUUGCCUGCUCAUCGUCCUGGGCAUUGCGUACUACAGCCUGCAGUAG